Molecule: messenger RNA, 1153 nt
Organism: Nothobranchius furzeri (turquoise killifish)
Lineage: Eukaryota; Metazoa; Chordata; Actinopteri; Cyprinodontiformes; Nothobranchiidae
Product: green-sensitive opsin
Biological process (GO): visual perception; G protein-coupled receptor signaling pathway; phototransduction
Cellular component (GO): photoreceptor outer segment; plasma membrane
Molecular function (GO): G protein-coupled photoreceptor activity
Source: RefSeq, a predicted model, not a curated record
AUGGAGAACGGUACAGAAGGCAAGAACUUCUACAUCCCCAUGAACAACCGGUCGGGGCUCGCGAGGAGUCCGUUUGAAUAUCCACAGUAUUAUUUAGCAGAGCCAUGGCACUUCAAACUGAUGGGUCUAUUCAUGGUUUUCCUCUUGCUGACUGCUUUCCCCAUCAAUGCUCUGACACUGGUGGUCACGGCUCAGAACAAGAAGCUCCGACAACCUCUCAACUACAUCCUGGUGAACUUGGCUGUGGCUGGACUGAUCAUGGCCAUCUUUGGAUUCACAAUCACCAUUUAUUCUGCCAUGAAUGGCUACUUUGCUUUGGGGCCUAAUAGCUGUGCAUUGGAAGGUCUCUUUGCUACAAUUGGAGGUGAAGUGUCUCUGUGGUCUCUUGUGGUCCUAGCUGUUGAGAGAUACAUAGUGGUCUGUAAACCAAUGGGUAGUUUCAAGUUUACUGCCACUCAUUCUGCGAUAGGCUGUGCAUUUACCUGGAUAAUGGCACUCUCCUGUGCUGUUCCUCCUUUGUUUGGCUGGUCGAGGUAUAUCCCAGAGGGCCUACAGAUUUCCUGUGGACCUGACUAUUACACCUUGGCCCCCGGCUUCAACAAUGAAUCAUACGUCAUAUAUAUGUUCACCUGCCACUUCUGUGUACCCGUCAGCAUAAUCUUCUUCACAUAUGGCAGUCUCGUUAUGACAGUCAAAGCUGCUGCAGCUCAGCAGCAGGACUCAGCUUCUACUCAGAAAGCUGAGAAGGAGGUGACACGCAUGUGUAUCCUGAUGGUGUUUGGUUUCCUAAUGGCUUGGUUACCGUACGCUUCCUUCGCUGCGUGGAUUUUCUUCAACAGGGGAGCUGCCUUCUCACCUAUGGCCUUUGCCAUCCCUGCUUACUUCUCAAAGAGCUCAGCAGUGUUCAAUCCUGUUAUCUACAUUCUGAUGAACAAGCAGUUCCGUAACUGCAUGCUUUCUACUAUUGGAAUGGGCGGCAUGGUUGAAGAUGAGACCUCAGUCUCAGCCAGUAAGACAGAAGUCUCCACUGCUGCCUAGUGAUCAACACCAAACAUCUGCAAACAGCCUCUGUCUUCAUGUUCUCCUAAUUCUGAGUCUCAUGGGAAAAAUUAACGGAUUUAAGACAAACCUUAUUGCAACAAAUGGACUAUAA